Molecule: messenger RNA, 264 nt
Organism: Paramuricea clavata
Lineage: Eukaryota; Metazoa; Cnidaria; Anthozoa; Malacalcyonacea; Plexauridae
Source: the annotation of a GenBank genome assembly
AAAGCCAAUGACCAUGCUCAUGCAGUCCUACCAGCAAAACCAAGCACAAUGGUUGCUAAUUACUUGGAUGGGAAACCAAGACCAAGCAACGCAGAUGUUAUUGCUAAACGCCAUAGCAAGGAGUCCAAACCAGCAAUUCCAGUUGAUGGAGUUUGUUGUUCUUGUACAGAAAAAUGUGCAACAAAAAGAUGCGUUUGCAAGGAAAGUGGCAAUUUGUGCUCUUGCAACUGUUCUUGCAAUGAAAACAAAUGUCUUUAUAAUUAA